Messenger RNA from Boleophthalmus pectinirostris (great blue-spotted mudskipper), 5396 nucleotides. RefSeq names its product ankyrin repeat domain 40 (gene ankrd40). Gene Ontology annotation, molecular function: protein binding. The coding region runs from base 393 to 1628 and encodes 411 amino acids. The transcript has 6 exons. The record is from RefSeq and is a predicted model, not a curated record. NCBI's taxonomy places the organism in Eukaryota, Metazoa, Chordata, Actinopteri, Gobiiformes, Gobiidae.
CCACGCUCGGCCCCGGUGCUGCUGUUGCUUUGCUUUGCUGUGGCAGCCAAGUGGCCGAGAGUAGCGCUAAUCCCGCUGGCUGUAAUCGUGCGCUGCAUCGCCAAUAAGCGCGCAAACUAAACCCAAAUUACGCAGCGAAUUUGCGACACCCGGGAGCGCGUAGCCGUGUGCGCAGUUUUCGCAUUUCCCACCCCGAUUUGCGUGCAGCGGGAAUGUUUUGACUCCAAACGCUAACUAGGUGGGUAAGAUUAGCCAUUUAGCUCGCCAAAUCUGUUUUCUGUGACAUCGCCAAGGGAGCGCAACGUAAGGCGAUUAGCGCUAAGAACCGUUCCAUGCGUCUUCGUUGGACACGCCGCACGCUUCGGGAAGUUUAGAUGACAUUAUUGUGAAAAAUGUCCACCACUUCGUUGGAUAAGGAGUUGCAGGAGCGGCUGAGAGAGGCGUCAGCUCUCGGGGACAUAGACGAAGUGCGGACAUUGGUGGAGAGCGGGGUGAAUGUCAACUCCCAGAACGAGAUCAAUGGAUGGACCUGUCUGCACUGGGCGUGUAAGAGAAACCAUAAACAUAUAGUGUCCUAUUUACUCAGCUGUGGAGCAGACAAAGACAUCCUCACCGCAAAGGACGAACUGGCCUCGCAGCUCACGUCCAAGCCCGAUAUCAAGAGACUACUAGGAGUUGAAGUAGAGGAAGUGCCUGAAGUGAAGGAGCCUGAGUUGCCAAUCAUCCCAAACUACCUGUCCAACCCGCCCUUCGUGUACUCCAGCCUGGACAAGCCGGGCGACGCUGUCCUGAGCCAGCACCUCACACAGAACGGCUCUGCUGAACACGGAGACGACAGUAACGGGGAUUCUGUGCCUCUGUCCCCUGUGCACGAGACUGACAACCAGCCACAGACCCAGGCCACAGAGAGCUCAUCCGUCCCCAGCACACGGCCUCUGAGCCAGGCCAGCAGCAGAGGGUUUAUCCCCAUGUGUGAGCAGAACGGAGCCUCCACCCCCCCGCCCUCACACAACCACCCUGUCGUCACCUGCCCCGUGCCCAUGGACCUGUCUGUGGAGCCUCACCUCAACCACAUAGACCACCAGUACGCCAACCACAACGGCACGGUCCACUCCCCCUCGCUGGCCACCCCGAGCCCCAACCUGCCCGGGAACGGUGGAGGGGCCCAGGCCUCAGUACAGAGCACCACGCCUGGGGUCAGCCGGCAGCAGUCCAUCCCCCAGCAGCUCACCUACAGCCAGGGAGGGGGGCAGAUGCCAGCGUUCCAGCCCUUCUUCUUCACCAGUACAUUCCCUGUCAAUGUGCAAGAGUUGGUGUUGAAAGUGCGCAUCCAGAACCCGACGGCUCGAGAGAAUGAUUUCAUUGAGAUCGAGCUCGACCGUCAGGAGCUGACCUACCGCUCUCUCCUGAGGGUCUGCUGCAGAGAGCUGGACAUCAGCACAGAGCACGUGGAGAAGAUCCGCAAACUGCCCAACACCAUGCUCAGGAAGGACAAAGACGUGGCGCGGCUGCAGGACUUCCAGGAGCUGGAGGUGGUUCUGGAGAAGGCCGAGGGGCUGUCCCUGUUCUCUGGAGGUCUGACGGACAGGCCGUGCUACAACAUGAAGGCCUCACGUCUCACAUACUAGCACUUCUACUAUUACUUCUGCUACUACAAGCCCUGACAUUUAACUCGCACACAUAUACUCCUAUGAACCUUCGGCUGGCCACUUUCCCUGUUACAGCUUCGUUCGGCUUCGGUGUUUUGCCAGUUUUAUAAUCGGGGUUAGUUUUUUUCCAAGCUCAGUAGCUCUUCUUCUUCUUCUCCUCCUCUUCCUCCUCUCGUCUCAGUGUGCUCCCAGCUUAACUGAUGCAUGCUGUCCAGCCCACGUGGAAGUUUUCGCGCCCACUCUGCUCCGACCCUCUGCCCAGUUUCGUUGCACUUUUGUCGGGCGGUAGAGGCGGGACACUGGGGCUCUUCCACGCCACUGACCCUGGAAGAGGGGAUAACUAUUAGCCUUAUCUGGAGGAUGUACUUUGGGCUACUGCAAAGAUAGAUCGGAUAAGACUGAAGGAUUUUCUAAUGUGAAAGCUAACCAGCAGAAGGACUUGAAACCUUGGCUAUAUUUUUUUUCUGCACAUGAAAAUUGGACUGGAUCUAAUUAUAUUAACAACAAUUUUGGUUUAAAAUCUAGAAAUAUUGACUAGAAUCCACUGUGGACUAAGAAGACUAACCUUUAUUAUUUCAGAUUUGUUUUUGUUUGCUAAAUUUUAGAUGGACACACUUCAGAUUUUCAUAUGUGGAGUUGGUUACCUUAACACACCUUAGUUGUCAUAUUUCAUUUUUUUAAUAUAUAUUUUUAUCUUUUGCGUCAACGUAUCAUGGCAUCAUAGGCUCUGUUCACACAUCACAAACCAUGAAGACGUUUGGGAAAAAUGCGACGACAGCUUUUGGUGAGUUCUGUUUGUGGUAGUAAGUCAAAAGAAACAGAAAACGCACACCGAAUUUCUUGUAGAGGAGGAGGAGGCCAGACAAGAGUGAAAAAAUGCGUAGCACACUCAGAAGGCCGAUGUCCAAAAGCUUUUUUAUUUUCACAAUAAAGUUUCGGCGAAAAAAUAAAGCGAUAUUUUUCUUGCUUUAUUUGCUGUGGUCCAAAGCAAGAAAAAUAUCUGAUGAAGGCUUUUUUUUUUUUUGCCCAAACAUUAUUUUGAAAAUGAAAAAGCUUUUGGACAUCGGCCAUCUGAGUGUGCUAUGCAUUUUUUUGCUCUUGUUUGGUAGUAAGUCUGACAAAAUCUAGGAAAAAUUAGAAAAUGGACCAGUUUUCUUCAUCUACAUGUCACUGUAGCAUUCCCUUAUGUUCGGAUAAUCAACAAUUACUACCAGACCUCAGUUUUCAUAAUUUCCCGACUGAUUCUUGACUACUCUGAGCGCACUGGGAAGAAUUGAGGGCCCAAAAUUCAAGAUUAUUCCAAACAUCACAUACAUUUGCGGUCUUCGUUUUACCGCUGAUCACGUUUUACAGGGAUCGGGAACUACACCAGAAGUUGUCAUCGCAUGUUUCCAAACGUCAUCCUGUUUUGUGACGUAAGCAUGAAUAGAGCUUAUUGUACCAGAAUUUGAAACAGGGGUGGGUGAUGUUCGAUUUUCUCCCAAAACGAUAAUGUCAUAUUUUUGAUGCUUAAUGUGCCUGUAAAUGUUGUGGAGGUUCAAAUGUCUCACAAAAAAAAUACUUUUUUUUUUUUAAACAUUCAAUAUACUUGAUCAUUCAAAUUACCGUAUUUUCCGGGUUAUUAGGUGCACUCUUAAGCCUCUAACCCCAUCAAAAAUCGACCAGCCAGAGCGCCCUAUACACGAAUCCACUCGGGUGUCUCAGCACGACUUCAGUAAACUACAAAGCCGCACCACCCGCAGCGCACGCAAACACACACGGAGCAGACAGCGACCCGCACGGUGAAAAACACCCACAGACACACUCAUCGCUCCACGCCGACGAGGAACAGAACGGAGGAACGAAGCGAAAAAGCAAGUCCAAUGUGCCACUUCUAGACACAACUGAGCAACUGAGUCACUGCGAACACGCCCAGACAGCACCCUCCCUACAUGCCACAACUGAACAAAGCCCAGAGUCACCGUGAACGUGACAAACAAACAAAACCACUCACCCAUCCAACUGUUGUGUUUCGUUUAAAGUCCACUGCGGUUUAUUUGUGAAAAAAGUUCGAAAACAGACCAUUUCAUCACAGUGCGCCUUAUAAUCCAGAGCGCCUAAUAGUCCGGAAAAUACGGUAGCAUAUUUUCCAAAAAAAAAAUUUUUCCAAUAUAUUACCCACCUCUACCCAGAAGAUAAAACCAAAAAUGUCAUUCACGCAAUCAUUUCCGUUGUUUAUCCGUAUGCUGCUCCAUUCGAAACCUUUAACAAACUUUUAACGUGUAAACUACAUUUGUUUUAAAGUUGACAUAUUGUGCGUUGUUUUGUACUUUGAGGCACCUUGGAACUGUUGUUUUUGUUCUUUCAAUUUUACAAUAAUGACUUUGUUUGAGGAACAAAUACACUUUGAGAGAACGGCAGUGAACCAAAACAAGAUGUAGCAAUGUUAGCAACCGACAUGCUAACGAUGCUAAUGAUGCUAACAAUGCUAACAUAUUGAACGCAACUUGAGUGGAGAUUAGAUUACUUCAAAAUCCCAAAUAAACGUCUGGGUUUAAAUUGAUAUUGUACUCAGGCAAUAAAUUAUUUAAUAAAAAGUAAAUAACUAAGCUGCAUAAUAUGUCUUCUUUAAUUUUCAAGGCCAUAUAUAACAUAGUUCAUAGUUGUUGUUUUUUUAUUGGGGAUGCACCGAUCCAAUACUGAUAUCGAUUACUGGUGUAGAUACUGAAAAUUUAGCUGGCUUCCAAAUAUCGGUUCAGCGAGGAUGUAUAAAUUGAUUUAAAAAGACUAUUUACUAGGGAUGUAACAAUAACCAAAAUAUUGUGAUAUUGUAUCGUCAAAAGUCUCUCAAUAAUAUCGUGGGCCAUUACAAUUGGGGGGGUAUCAUCAAGAAGUUGGCGAUAUGAUACAUAUCUCGAUACAGUGCACUUUCGAUUCAAUACGAUUCGAUACGGUAUAUUUCAAACCGAUUCAAUAUGGUUCAGUGAAAAACAAGGUCUAAAUUAUUGUUGUGAUACUAAAAGUCUUUAUUAAACCUCCAAGUCUGUGCCCAUUUUGCUCAAAACAGUGAAAAUGUCAACACAACUGUAGCUCUUGCACAAAAUAAUUUAGUCAAAUAUACCUAAAAAUACAAUAUAUAGGUACAGCAGCCCAUGAUAUUGAUAUUGUAUCAUCACAUUAAACAAAAUGAUAUAUCGAUAUUUCAAUAUUUUUGCACACCCCUAAUCACAAUAUAUCGAAUUACAAGUCUCUGCUUAAAUUCACUGUUAUGCUGCAGCAAUCGCUAAAACAAACAGGGAACUACAUAGACCAUGAUCCUUUGCUCUGUUUCAGUCUAAUUUACACAGUGAAACAACUUAUAAAGCACUUUAAAUAAGUCUUUGGAUUAUAAAAUAAUGAAAGGCUUGUCAGGGCAUUUUUGAAAGGAAAAGUAGCAUACAGUAUUCACAAUUUUGUUUGCUUCUACAAAAUAUCACAAUAAAUAUCGUACCAUGAGAUGCAUAUCAUGAAAAUAUCGUACAGAGAAAUGUGGAUAUUGUUACAUCCCUACUAUUUACUGGUCGUGAUUGGCCAGGAAAGUCUCUUAAUGUUUUAACUUUUAUUCACACAAAGUUGUUUCUUACUUGAGACGUAAAAAAAAAAACAGUUUUGUCUUGUUAUUUUACUUUGAAGGUAAUAAAUGCGUUGUAUACAUGCAUCACGAAUUUCGGACUUCCGGUCAUUGCGCAGUGCAUACUGGGAAGGAUUUUCCGAAAAAGUGAGCAUCAA